UAAACCAGAUAAAAAGACCAGAGACAGCGUGAUUGAGAUUACUCUUGGAGGAAGGCAUCAGUUAAGGACCCUAGAAAAGACAGACUCUUUUGUUCUGGUUCCUAAUGGAGUGGCUUCGGCUGUUCUUUCUCCAUCCUGUAUCAUUUUACCAGGGGGCUGCAUUUCCCUUUGCACUUCUCUUCAAUUAUCUCUGUAUCAUGGAUUCAUUCUCCGCUCGUGCCAGGUACCUCUUUCUCCUGGCUGGAGGAGGUGCCCUGGCCGUGGCUGCCAUGGGUCCCUAUGCCGUGCUCGUCUUCACCCCUGCUGUCUGUGCCGUGGCUUUCCUCUGUUUCCUGGCCCCGCAGCAAGUCCACAGGUGGACCUUCUGCUUUCAGAUGAGCUGGCAGACCUUGUGUCACCUGGGUCUGCACUACACUGAGUAUCAUCUGCAUGAGCCUCCUUCCGUGAGGUUCUGCAUCACUCUUUCUUCUCUCAUGCUCUUGACCCAGAGGGUCACGUCCCUCUCUCUGGACAUUUGUGAGGGGAAAGUGGAGGCAGUAUCUGGAGGCAUCAGGAGCAGGAGCUCUUUGUCUGAGCAUGUGUGUAAGGCACUGCCCUAUUUCAGCUACUUGCUCUUUUUCCCUGCCCUCCUGGGAGGCUCUCUGUGCUCCUUCCAGCAAUUUCAGGCUCGUGUUCAAGGGUCCAGUGCUUUGUAUCCCAGGCACUCUUUCUGGGCUCUGAGCUGGAGGGGUCUGCAGAUUCUUGGACUAGAAUGCCUAAACGUGGCAGUGAGCAGGGUGGUGGAUGCAGGAGCGGGGCUGACUGAUUGCCAGCAAUUCGAGUGCAUCUAUGUCAUGUGGACCACAGCCGGGCUUUUCAAGCUCACCUACUACUCCCACUGGAUCCUGGACGACUCCCUCCUCCAUGCAGCGGGCUUUGGGCCUGAGCUUGGUCAGACCCCUGCAGAGGAGGGAUAUGUCCCCGAUGCGGACAUCUGGACCCUGGAAAGAACCCACAGGAUAUCUGUGUUUGCAAGAAAGUGGAACCAAAGCACGGCUCAAUGGCUCCGACGGCUUGUAUUCCAGCACAGCAGGGCUUGGCCGUUGUUGCAGACAUUUGCCUUCUCUGCCUGGUGGCAUGGACUCCAUCCAGGACAGGUGUUUGGUUUCCUUUGCUGGGCCGUGAUGGUGGAAGCUGACUACCUGAUUCACUCCUUUGCCAAUGAGUUUAUCAGAUCCUGGCCGAUGAGGCUGUUCUAUAGAACCCUCACCUGGGCCCACACCCAGUUGAUCACUGCCUACAUCAUGCUGGCUGUGGAGAUCAGGAGCCUCUCCUCUCUCUGGUUGCUCUGUAAUUCCUACAACAGUGUCUUUCCCAUGGUGUACUGUAUUCUGCUUUUGCUAUUGGCGAAGAGAAAGCACAAAUGUAACUGACAUCUUUCCCUGGCUUUCAUCUUAAACACCCAAGAAACAGUUUAGAAAGUGCCAGAUGACGCAUCGAUAAUGCAUACAUUUGAACUUUUCCAUAAUAAAAUUUUUUCUAAAGUUUUGGAUGGAUAUACCCAGUGACUUGCAGUAGGAAUUUGUGUAUCUACUUUAGCAAGCUAUUCUGCUGGUACUGAGGAUACAAAAAGGAAAAAGACGUGGUUUCUUCUAUUAAGAUUUACAGUCUAGAUGUGGAAGCAAAGAUUAAGUAAAGUGAUAAUAAAAACACAAAGUGCUGUGAACAAGACGGCAAACGCUCUAUAUAUAGACACCCCAAAAUUGAGUGUUCAGUUGGCCCACCUGAUCCUGGAAUGGGAACUUUAGCAACACGAAACCAAAACAA
Molecule: messenger RNA, 1806 nt
Organism: Symphalangus syndactylus (siamang)
Lineage: Eukaryota; Metazoa; Chordata; Mammalia; Primates; Hylobatidae
Gene: MBOAT4
Product: membrane bound ghrelin O-acyltransferase MBOAT4
Biological process (GO): peptidyl-serine octanoylation; lipid modification
Cellular component (GO): endoplasmic reticulum membrane
Molecular function (GO): serine O-acyltransferase activity
Source: RefSeq, a predicted model, not a curated record